AUGGAUUUUUCUGAGUAUACAAACGCUGUUUACAGUAGAAUCCAGAAACUAGAACCAGACAAUGCUACAAAGAUUAUAGGCUAUCUUCUUUUACAAGACUAUGGUGAGCAGGAGAUGGCUCGUUUGGCUAUGGCUCCAGAGCACUUGAUUCACCAAGUGAUAGUCAAAGCCAAGACUGAACUUCAGCAGUUGGCUGCCAAGUCAGUGGCAUCCCCAAUCUCACCUUCUUUGAACCCAGUAACAGGGGCUUUCGCUCCUUAUUUGCCCGUUUCGUCGAGGCCUUUCUCGUCUCCGGCAGCCAUUCGAGUCCCAACUGCCUUUUGGGAUGCGCAACUAGUUGCUAAACAAAGCCCAGAUUUUAUGCCAUUCGGUUACCCUGACUCUAUUGCAGAACUGCAAAACCAGGCUCAGUUUUUGAGUUUGGAGGAUCAAAUAGAACCACUCAAUUCUGGGAUUUCUGGAUUCUCUAAUGAUUACUACCGGGACGCUGAAAUAGACAACUUAAAUGUUAGAACUGGUAGACGAUUUUCAAGCGUGACAGAGUUUCCAGUUAAGAUUUGUCACUAUUUCAAUAAGGGAUUUUGUAAGCAUGGAAGUGGCUGUAGGUAUUACCACGGACAAGUGAUUCCUGAGAGCUUCUCUCAGAUGUAUGGCAAUGAUUGCAUUAAUGAUGAUCAUGUUAUCUCACCGGGGUCUCUUGAGAAGUUGGAGUGGGAAAUCACUGAGCUGCUUAGAUCAAGAAGAGGAAUUCCUAUUUCAAUUGCUUCUCUGCCAAUGAUGUAUUAUGACAAAUUUGGAAAAUCUCUUCAGGCAGAAGGCUACCUCACUGAAAGCCAGAGACAUGGCAAGGCUGGUUACAGCUUGACAAAGCUUCUUGCUCGACUGGGAAGCAGUAUUCGACUGAUUGACAGGCCUCACGGGCAGCAUGCAGUAAUUUUGGCUGAAGACUCUCCGAAAUACACAGAUCAUCGGAAUGAGAAAGGUGAUCCUGGUCCUAUUGUUAGCGGUUCGCGACAGAUAUAUCUAACAUUUCCAGCUGAGAGCACUUUCAGUGAAGAUGAUGUCUCAAACUACUUCAGUACCUUUGGCCCUGUUGAAGAUGUCAGGAUUCCCUGCCAACAGAAACGGAUGUUUGGGUUUGUUACCUUUGUCCAUGCCGAUACUGUGAAAAUGAUUUUGGCAAAAGGAAAUCCACAUUAUGUUUGUGGGUCUCGUGUUCUUGUGAAACCUUACAGGGAAAAAUCAAAGCUUGUUGACAGAAAGCACCAAGAGAGAAUGGAUCCUGCGGCAUAUUUUUCUUCACACCACGCAGACAUGGAAUCAGAUUUUUAUUCAAUGUCGGUAGGCUGUGACAACUCUAGAUUGUUGAGGAAGAAGCUUGUGGAAGAGCAAGAAUAUGCGAUUGAACUUGAGAGGAUAAGGCUGGCAGAGCUUCAUUUUGCACGAAAGCCUGUGGCUAAUCAUCCCCAUUCUAGUUACUUCAUGGAUGGGCACAAAUUCUCAGAAGAUAAUUUCAACUUCCCAUCUGCGGAAUGUUUCAAUUAUCUGUUUGAUGUUCUAAACAGUGGGUCUACAAGUGAUGAUAAACACAAGCAUAUAGACACCAAUUACACUGACCAUGAAAGCCAAGGACUUAAUCUCCCCGAUAGCCCAUUUGCAACUUCAGUAGCUAGUGGCAUUUCAGCAGUCAUAUAG
Molecule: messenger RNA, 1695 nt
Organism: Prunus armeniaca (apricot)
Lineage: Eukaryota; Viridiplantae; Streptophyta; Magnoliopsida; Rosales; Rosaceae
Source: the annotation of a GenBank genome assembly